UUGCGCCCUGUUAAUGCAGCACCCCCAGUAACUGGUUCCAAAGUCCUGCUGGUCCCCGCCCCAGUUCCUUGAAGCAGAGCAGGGAGCAAGCAGCGACCCCGCUGAGGACUCCCAAGCUCUUUCCCACCCUACCCAGGGACGCCUCCAAAAUGUUUAGCAGAUCCCCAUUUCCCGGCUCUAAAACACAUACUCCAGAGAUUCCUUCAGUGCGCAGGAGAUAGGGACAGGAGACCCCUCUGGUGCGCUGCACAAUCCUGCCUCCCCGACUGUAAUUCCUAGUACAGCGGGGGAACCUUUCGUUUCUGCGGCUUUGUAGGUAAAUCUGUAAAGGAACUGAGCGCUUGUCUGGCUGAGUGCCAGGCCUGGAGAGACUUAAACCAACGGAAUCUGGCAAUUAGUUCAGAGAGCUGCCCGCGAAGCUGAAGAGCCGCGGUGCACGUGCAGGAGAUGACGGGGCAACACCUGGGGCAAAAGAAACUUCCCCGCACUAGCUACCAAAGAGAGAGCAGCGAGUUCACCACCACGCAUCCACGCUCUCAUCUGGAUAUACCAAAAUCUGACAGCUCAACAUUCUAUAUCUGCCUUGUUAUGAUUGGUUCUCUAAGAAACAAAGCAAAACAAAGACAGCCUGUAACCUUCCUUCCCUGGUCCUUGAAAAAUCUUCACUUCACUGAAGGGCACUUACAGGGCACACUCUGUGACUCCAGUAUUUUGUGGAGAGAGGUAAGGGAAACAGGAAGUUGUGAUCCCAAAGGAUCCUUACUGGUCUAAUUUAUUAUGCUGUACUCUCUACUCCUGUAUUUUCUACCUCCAGAACCGACAACAGUUUAGCUGGAGAUAUAAGACAUACUCCUGUUUAACAAAGGAUAUGUUAAACUGACAAAACAAUUAAUGCCCAGGACAUUUCUCCCUACAAAUUAGGGAGAAAAAGAUAAAUCAAUAGAAGAAACAUGGGCAAAUGAUUCGAACAGGCACUUUUCAAAAGAGAGUGGAAAUGGCGAAGAAACAUAAAACAUGAUGUUCAGUAUCAUUAGAAAUCCCAGAAAUGCAAAUUAAACCACAAUGAGAUACUGCUUUACAGAUUUGCAAAAAAUAAAAUAAAAAUUUAUAAGCAUCACUUAUUCAUGAAAAUGUCUAACAAUUGAAACAUUACUGUUGGGUUGCAAAUUGUUAUGGUUGAUACAGUCACCUUGGGAAAAAUGUAGUAAUCUAGUAAAGCUUAAGACACAUCACUGUGACCCACCAAACCUCUCCUAGAUAAACUUAGGAAAACUCACUGCAUCAGGAUACACAUACGAGAAUAUUCAUAACAGCACUGUGUGUAAUUAGCAAGAAACUGGAAACAGUCUUUAUGGCCAUCAGAAGUGAAGAAUUUUUGGGUUGAUUCAUACAAUGGAAACUACAGCAACAGAAAAUGAUGAAUGAAAAAGCAAAUCUUGGAAAAAUACAGAAUAAUUCUAUUUACCUAAAGGUCUGCAAACAUGCAAAAUUAAAAAUAUAUGGUUUGGAACUAAAAACAUCUGUGGUCAAAUUAUAAAGAAAAGGAAAUAAUAAAUGUAAUAUUCAGGGUAGUGGUUACCUCUGAAAGAAGGGAAAGGAAUGGGAUGGAGACAAUCUUUAUUCAGUUUUUAUACAUGUAUGAUAAAUAUUUUGUAGCCAUUAAGUAUUUUAUAAGAACAGCUUUUUAAAGUGUCAAGUGCCUUAGAGUUUAGGCACAAGAGGUUAAGGUCACCAUCCCAAGGCAUAUAUCGCCUCUGAAAAGAGACGGGUACCUGAGGCUCUCAUAUUCUGGGCAGAGAGCAGGACAGGGGUUUGGGGUCUGCUCUGUUCUCUUCUCUCAGGCUGGGCUGUGGAGGGUUGGGGAGGAGACAGAAGGGCAGUGCCUAUCUCACAGGGCCAGGGAUUUAUUAUAUUUGCAAAACUGGUCUGCAGAUAAGGCAUAAGAUAGAGAGCUCCACGGAGAAUCACAACCUCCACUGCUGAUUGUCCUGGCAGACAUGCCUGCGAGAUAACAUCUUUAAUAUCCAGGGGAAAUGAAUUCCCUUACUUGGUCUUCCUAUCUGGGCCCGCCUCUUGUCACAAUCAGUUAGUUGAUCUGGCAGAUCUUCCUCCCCUAUAAAAAGAGGAGAAAUUGCUCUACAACUCAGCUUUUCAUUAUGAAAGUGAAACUGUGCCCACGGUGUUAACAGAGGCUGGUGACUAGCAGAAAUUCUUGAACCUUUUACAGAAUGACAGAUAGGGGAACAGCUUGUUAAAACCCCUCUGCUUGUAAACUGCCUUCACUGAUUAAGCUAGCUUUAAUUGCAUACCCUCCAAGUAUCACGUAGCCUAGGUAAUAUAUCACAAGACUCCUUAACCACUCCUAUAGAUUCCUCUGUAGUAUGGAUUGCUAUAGUAACAGGGGCUUAAGUUGUUUUUUAGGAACUUGGAGUCAGCUCUUGUCCAGUUUGAGCUGGUUGGGACCACGAACCAUAAAAUGGGGUGUGUGCAGGUGUCCAAUGAACAAGUUUUUUGGUGGAGGGAGGAAGCAGUUAGGUUUUUUUAAUUUUCAAUGGAGGUGGUGGGGAUUGAACCUUGUGCAUGUUAGGUACGCACUCUACCACUGAGUUAUAUCCUCUCGCCUUCCAGUGAGCGACUUUUUGACAUAAGAGGGCCAAAAACUCCACCCUCAGAUCAUGUAAGUACCUCCUCUGAAGAAGCAUGUAAUCUAGAUAUGCCUGUGCAGAACACCAUUUACCUCACAUUUUCUCUACCUCCAGUCACCUUUCCCCACACCUAAGACGGCUGUUUCUUUACCUACAAGUAUCUCAAGGCCCCUGCCUUCAGGGAAGAGGAUCUGAGAUUUGUUCUCCUAUCUCUUGGCUAGACUGCCUUGUGAAUAGCCUCUUUGUCUGCUGCAAACGUCAGCAUCUCAGCGUUUGGCUUGCUGUGAGUGGGGCAAAUAUAUCUGGUUUGGUAACAAAAGCAUCAUCAAAGUGGCAGGGGCUGGAUAUUGGUCGUUCCUUAUUUCCUUCCUUCCUCCAUUCAGCUUUUAUGGAUGGCUUUUGCAUUAGAACUGUGCUAGGCAUGAACCUCAUCCUGGAAAAGUGAGCAGUCCAGUGGGUAGAUAGACUAGAAAGCAAAUAAUCAUGGAAUCAAGUAUAACAGAGUAGAGAGAACCAAGCCUCAAGAACUAAGAAGGACAAAAUAAUUCCAUUAAGGUAGAGGUCUGGAAAGGUUUCCCAGAGGAAGUGAGUUUUUAUUCUCUCCAAAGUAAAGACAACAUAUUUUCUUAUUACAAAAGAAAUAUAUGUUUAUUUCAGAAAAAUGAGGAAAAAUACAGAAAAUAUAUUAAAAACACUCUUUUCUCCUCACCAAGACAAUAUAGUUAAUUCCUUAGUGUAUCUCGAGGUGUUAGUCAAACCGAAUCCUUAAAAAUGAGUAGGAGGUAUUGGUGAAGUUCUAUUCCUUAGGCUGUGGGAUGGGUACCUUAAGAUUUUAAAUGAUUCUUUACAAUGUACCUAUACAUCAAGUCUACUCUUACAUGUGUAAAAUACAUGUAAAAUAUUCCACAAUUUAAAAGUAAGUAAUUAUAAUAUGUAAUGAAGGAUUUGAGGAGGACUGGUCUAGAUAUUUUGGCUCCCAUUAAACUAAAAUUUAACUCUUAAGAAUUGCUGACAAUAAAAUUGGAACCAUAGUCUAUAAAAACAUUUAUUUUUAGUUUCUAAAAUUACAAGUUGGGGGAGGGCAUAGCUCAAGUGUGGAGUGCAUGCUUAGCAUGCAGGAAGUCCUGUGUUCAAUCCCCAGUACUUCCCCCCAAAAUAAACCUAACUACCUCCCCUCUGCCAAAAUAAAAAUAAUUAAAUAAUACAAUAAUAAAUAAAUUUUAAAAAUGCUUAAAAGUGAUUUCCUUUAAAAAAAUUAUGAGAAGUUGCAUAGAAUCAUAGGAGUAAAUAGAAUUAUAAAAGAAACUAUGGGCCACGGAUGGGCAAAAAAAAUGAUUAACACAGGUUAAAAAAAGCUGAAAUAGUAUCUGAAUCAAUUUAAGCAAUCUGAGAUCAGCCCAAGUUUCAGCCUCACCCAAAUGUUAAAGUAUGUUAUCGUUAGAGGAAUGAAUUUAAUUUACAUUCUGGAAAUGGAAAAGGUUGUAACCCUGUCUCUGAUUAAUGUAAUAACGACAGUGUAAGGUUUAAGAUUUUUUUGUGCUGGGGUGUGCAUCUAUAAAAUAGGUUUUUAAGUGUCAACUGGCAAAAGCUGGUCCUGGGAACUGAGGGACUUCUUGUGGAUAGCCAAAAUUUAUUUGUUCUAAUUUAAACUGCAGAGGCGCUAUUGUCUAGUGCUUAGUCAAUAGUUUGAGUAAAAAUGCAUAAAUAAAUUAAGCUGAAAACAAAUAAAGUCUGAAUUAUGACCGAGUGUUAAGGAAAGGUGGGAGGUGUGGCGUUUUCCAGGUAGAGAAAGGGGCAUUCUAGGCAGAAGGAGCAGUAGACGCGCAAAAGUAGACAACACAUCCCGGGAACACUAGGUAAUCUGGUGUGACUGGAGGAAAAUGGAACCUCAGCUGGCCAGACUAUGCGGGUUACUGUAGAGCAUCCGGCCCAAGAAGUCUCCCAGCUUUCCCCUUUUCCCCUCUUGUACCCCAUUCCCGGUUUCCCUUUCCCGCUCUCUGCUGGCUCCGCCCCUCCGACAAUGCCCGUAUCCCCGCCCCCUGGGAAAAGCGCUGGGCCGGAGGCGGAGCCUCGGUGGUCGCCUUACCACACUUUCCUAUAGGCGAGCGGGGGUUGAUGGUUGGCGCCGUUUGAUGACGUCACGACCACUGACAGCGCGAGGUGGCGGUGCUGCCUCAGUGGUGAGCCGCGGGGUGAGUAUGAAUUGAGCUCCCGACUGGCCAGGGUCCCUUCACAGGUAGCGGCGGGGAGGCCAAGAGUUUGCAGCGUCGUGAGGCUGGGAGAGGAGUUUGGAGGCCCAGGCGCCUGUCUCCGGAAUCAAGGUGCAGCAUGUCUGGCCUGGGGGCCUUGGGUGGCGCCCGCGCCGGGCUGGGAUUGUUGCUGGGCACCGCCGCGGGCCUUGGAUUCCUGUGUGCCCUUUACAGCCAGCGGUGGAAACGGACCCAGCACCAUGCCCAGAGCCAGAGCCAGAACCAAAACCAGCCCAACUCCCUGGACUAUACGCAGACUUCAGAGCCCGGACACCAGGUGAGGCCGUUGCGGGCAGUCCCAGGUGAGGCUGGCGAUGCUGCGGUGCUGCAUGGCCUUCCGCGAGAAGGGCAGGAGGAGGUGCUGGACCGCCUGGAGUUCGUGCUGAGCAGUCUGGUGGCGCUGCGGCGGGAGGUGGAGGAGCUGAGGAGCAGCCUGCAGGGACUUGCUGGGCAGAUCGUAGGGGAGGUCCGAUCCCACAUAGAAGAGAGCCAGAAAGUGGCUCGGCGGCGAAGAUUCCUGUUUGCCCGGGAGAGGAGCGACUCCACCGGCUCCAGCUCUGUCUACUUCACAGCCACCUCGGGAGCCACGUUCACAGAUGCCGAGAGCGAAGGCGGUUACACAACAGCCAAUGCUGAGUCUGACUAUGAGCGGGACUCUGAAAGAGAGAGUGAUGAUGACGGAGAAGAUGAAGUGAGCUGUGAGACUGUGAAGAUGGGGAGAAAAGAUUCUCUGGACCUGGUGGUGGAGGUGGCUUCGGGCCUGGUGUCCGCAGCCCUGGAGGCCGGAGGCUCCCCUGGUCCGGAAGAUGUGCUGCCCCUCCUGCAGCAGGCAGACGAGAUGCACCGGGGCAGCGAGCAGGAUAAGCGGGAGGGCUUCCAGCUGCUGCUCAACAACAAGCUGGCGCAUGGAAGCCGGCAGGACUUUCUCUGGCGCCUGGCCCGGGCCUACAGUGACAUGUGUGAGCUUGCUGAGGAGGCAAGUGAAAAGAAGUCCUAUGCUCUAAGUGGAAAAGAAGCAGCAGAGGCCGCUCUGGAGAAGGGGGAUGAGAAUGCUGAAUGUCACCAGUGGUAUGCAGUGCUUUGUGGCCAGCUGGCUGAGCAUGAGGGCAUCCAGAGACGCAUCCAGAAUGGCUUUAGCUUCAAGGAGCAUGUGGACAAAGCCAUUGCCCUCCAGCCGGAAAACCCCAUGGCUCACUUUCUCCUUGGCAGGUGGUGCUACCAGGUCUCUCACCUGAGCUGGCUAGAAAAAAAAACUGCUACAGCCUUGUCUGAAAGCCCUCUCUGUGCCACUGUGCAGGACGCCCUCCAGAGCUUCCUAAAGGUUGAAGAACUACAGCCAGGAUUUUCCAAAGCAGGAAGGGUAUAUAUUUCCAAGUGCUACAGAGAACUAGGGGAAAACCCUGAAGCUAAACAGUGGAUGAAGUUGGCCCUGGAGCUGCCAGAUGUCACUAAAGAGGAUUCAGCUUUCCAGAAGGACCUGGAAGAACUGGAAGUAAUUUUAGGAGACUAAUCACAUUUCAAUAGCCUUUAUGACUUGAGAGGGUGAAGGAAAUCAGGAAACUGAGCAAGACUGCUUGAGGGAGGGGCCUGACCGCUACCAUUCCCCAAUUUCUUCCUAUUGUCCACUGGUUAAUUUAUUCUAAUCCCUUACCUAAUCUGAAAUUGGGGAAGUACAUGAGGCCUGGUUCCUGUUCUCUCCCUAAAGUGAAUUCUUGAAAAAUCAAGACUAGUAUAACCCCACCUUCCUAGGGCUGAGUGUGGGUAGAGCACUAAGGCUGGCUUCCAGCUGCUGGUGAGGUGGAUAACUUUCAGGAGCUAGAGGAACAACACACAGAACUCGUACUCUAAUCUUUUCCACUGAUUAAUACUCAGCACCAAAGUAUACAGUCCUAAGAUCAUACCCUAACCUACUAGGGUAAAAGGAAGGGUUAGGGCAGUCCAUGGGUCUUGCCUCUUACCUAUCAUGUGGAUUCAAACUGUAUUCCUGGGCCGAGGGGCUGGACCACUUGGCUUCCAGAGUCCUGGCAGCUUUUUGGAACAACAGCAGUGCAUAAGACUUAGGAGACUGAAAAUGGUGAUGUGAGGAGUUGCCUGGAAUAUAUUUUGGUACAAACUUGAAAUAAACCAAGUUAACUAGAA
Molecule: messenger RNA, 7033 nt
Organism: Camelus dromedarius (Arabian camel)
Lineage: Eukaryota; Metazoa; Chordata; Mammalia; Artiodactyla; Camelidae
Gene: RMDN3
Product: regulator of microtubule dynamics 3
Exons: 13
Coding region: 4974-6404 (476 amino acids)
Cellular component (GO): cytoplasm; mitotic spindle pole; mitochondrion
Molecular function (GO): microtubule binding
Source: RefSeq, a predicted model, not a curated record